GGCUGGUUUAUUAAGCCUCUCAAAGAAACAACCACUUCUGUGCGCUAUCAUCAAAGUAUAAGGUGGGAACUGGUAUCCGAAAUGAAAGCUGAAAACAUCAAAUCAUUUCUUCGUUCUUUUACAAAGCUUCCUCAUCUGGCAGGAACGGAACAAAAUUUCUUGCUUGCCAAGGAAAUCCAAACCCAGUGGAAGAAAUUUGGACUAGAUUCAGCCAAGUUGGUUCAUUACGAUGUCCUCUUAUCUUACCCCAAUGAGACAAAUGCCAACUAUAUAUCGAUUGUGGAUGAACAUGAAACUGAGAUUUUCAAAACAUCAUACUUCGAACCAACACCAGAUGGCUACGAGAAUGUUACAAAUAUUGUUCCACCAUGUAAUGCUUUCUCAGCCCAAGGCAUGCCAGAGGUAAAAUAAAAUACAUUUGUAAUCCAAGCCUUUAAAUGAUUCUUUUGCUAUAUAAAAUCUGUAUAGAGGACUAAAACCAAGGAAAUUAGGCG
Mandrillus leucophaeus (drill) is the source of this 494-nucleotide messenger RNA. Its product is annotated as N-acetylated-alpha-linked acidic dipeptidase 2-like. The transcript is spliced from 3 exons. The record is from RefSeq and is a predicted model, not a curated record. Gene Ontology annotation, molecular function: carboxypeptidase activity. The coding region runs from base 82 to 411 and encodes 109 amino acids. NCBI's taxonomy places the organism in Eukaryota, Metazoa, Chordata, Mammalia, Primates, Cercopithecidae.